Messenger RNA from Bipolaris victoriae FI3, 762 nucleotides. RefSeq lists its product as hypothetical. Bases 1 to 762 code for a protein of 253 amino acids. NCBI's taxonomy places the organism in Eukaryota, Fungi, Ascomycota, Dothideomycetes, Pleosporales, Pleosporaceae. The transcript is spliced from 2 exons. The record is from RefSeq and is a predicted model, not a curated record.
AUGUCACCGGUCGAUUCGGUAACGUCAAGUGACUUCAAUCAAUAUGCACACCCUCGGCAAUCCAAAACCCCUAUAGCGGACCAGUUUUCUGUCCUACCUCCGACCCAAACAGUUAGUUCGCCGACUACCGGUAGCAUGACCAAGCCAACAUGCUCUUUGAACCUCAUGUGCUACAGAUCUGGCAGCCAGGGCUGCGUAAGACGCCAAAUCCACGUACUAAGUCAAGCCCGGUUGGCCAUAUCUCGAGACGAUUACUCCAGCAUAGUUUCCAUAAAGAAUUCAGGUGGUUUAGUUCGAACCGACGAAGAGUUCUUCGCUGCCCUCCAUCGCGAAUACGAGCACCAUAUUUGCGGCUUCUGGCGACGAUACCUAUCGCUCAAGACGCUAAGACAGAUUCGACUCUUAUCGUAUACGCCUUCGACCCGCCCGGAAGUCGUGCCGAUGGAUGACUUCACUCUGCAAGAAAUGUUCUAUGCGUACCAACACUUCAAAAACAUAAAAACGGAAUCAGAAUGGAUUGACUGGGUGUUCCGGCUUCGCCAGGAGGACCGCCGUCAUGCUUUAGAGUUUGUGGAGGGCUGGAGCGGCUUUCGCAUUGGCCUUGUUGGAUCAGUGCCAUGGGUCGCGGCGACUGCAGUGGGUGUUGCGUGGACGGCAAGAGGUGGCGAUGCACAGACGGCUUUUACGGUUGCUGGUUUCAUUCUGACGGUUGGAACUUCUUUACUUGCUCUGCUUGCUAUCGUUAGCAAGAUUGAGUCUUGA